Messenger RNA from Lycium ferocissimum, 877 nucleotides. RefSeq lists its product as uncharacterized. NCBI's taxonomy places the organism in Eukaryota, Viridiplantae, Streptophyta, Magnoliopsida, Solanales, Solanaceae. The record is from RefSeq and is a predicted model, not a curated record. The transcript is spliced from 4 exons. The coding region runs from base 329 to 877 and encodes 182 amino acids.
UAACUUUGAGUACAUUAGGGAAAACAUACUAGUGGUAGAACUUCUUAUUCUUAUUAGCUGGGAACUCGGGCUAUUCAGAUGACAUGGAGGAUAAGUUAUUUAUCUCUCCUUUUUUAUUGAUUGUUCUGUGUCUUGAUUUGACCAGUCAUGAGCAUCAUUCUAAUAUAAUGAAAGUAACAUGUUGGGUUCCAAAGGUCCAUCAUAAAUUCGAAGCCCUAUCCACCAGUCUCUACCCGUAUGUUUCAUAAAGUCAAACUGCAACACAAUUGGGGGAUUUUGGGAUUAGGGUUUAAUUCUAUUCGGAUCUAAGAGACGAGAAAUCGGACUGAUGGAUAAGCGGGAAAAUAUGGAGAAAUCAGACGAACAAGGAUCAAAUUCCGAACCCAAAUUGGGUGAGCGCAGUGACGAUGAAGAUCUCAGCUUGAAAAUCGUAGAGAAGGCUAAGUUACGGCCAUGUUCCAAUGUGGUGUUAGGUGGAAUAGACAAGGGUUUCAAAAGCUUCUGCAGCGACAUGUUUCCGGAGGACAAAGUGAGGGAAGAAAAAAAUAUAGAUACUACUAAAGCUUUGUAUACUGGUGAUUGUGAAGCCAAAAAGAAUCCUGUUGAGGUCUCUGAUGAGGCUUCUUGUGAGUUGAACGGGGCCCCAGGUACUUUGAUUCUCCAGAUAAGAGUUGAGGAACAUGCUAUAAUUGCGGUGAAGAGGGUCAUGCUGCGGUUAACUGUACUUCAGCUAGACGUAAGAAGCCAUGUUUUGUUUGUGGGAGUUUCGAACAUAAUGCUAAAAAUUGCGCAAAGGUUAGUGGAUAAAAUUGCUUACUCUUCCAUUGGAGUAUGUGACCCCAUACUGCUUGUUCUAUGUUGCUUAUUAGUCUUCUGA